This is a messenger RNA of Micropterus salmoides (largemouth bass), 1322 nucleotides long. RefSeq names its product laminin subunit alpha-5-like. NCBI's taxonomy places the organism in Eukaryota, Metazoa, Chordata, Actinopteri, Centrarchiformes, Centrarchidae. The transcript is spliced from 6 exons. Gene Ontology annotation, cellular component: basement membrane. Gene Ontology annotation, biological process: axon guidance. The coding region runs from base 1 to 876 and encodes 291 amino acids. The record is from RefSeq and is a predicted model, not a curated record.
AUGACAAGUUACCCAGAGAUCCCAACUGAGCAUGCGAUAGAGGAGCAUCUGGUGCUCAUUAGUGACAGGAAUCAGCUUUUUCACUACCAACCCUGGCAGUUCUUUGCCUCCUCCAAGAGAGAUUGUAUUGAGCGUUUUGGACAGAGGACCAUUGAGAGGAUCAACAAUGAUGACGACGUCAUUUGCACUACCGAAUACUCACGUAUAGUCCCGCUGGAAAAUGGAGAGGUCGUGGUGUCCUUGGUGAACGGUCGGCCCGGGGCGAUGAACUUCUCCUACUCACCAGUGCUGAGGGAGUUCACCAAGGCCACCCACAUCAGGCUUCGCUUCCUGAGAACCAACACGCUGCUGGGACACCUGAUGGGCAAAGCGCUCCGUGACCCCACUGUCACCCGCAGGUAUUACUACAGUAUCAAAGACAUCAGUAUUGGAGGACGCUGUGUGUGUAACGGACACGCUGAGGCCUGCAACGCAGAGGACCCCAACGACCCCUACAAGCUACUGUGUGACUGUCAGCACAACACCUGUGGCGUGUCUUGUGACCAGUGUUGCCCUGGAUACAACCAGUUACCAUGGAGACCGGCCACGACCUACAGCGCCAACGAGUGUGAACGUGAGUACGGCCUGAUACUGUGCACCGACUCUCACACUCCAGCAUAUAUGGAAGAACCCGUGCUUGUUCUCACACACACACACACACACAUAAUCAGUGAUCCCAGCAGAGGAAUGUGUUUUCUUUCAUGCGUUGGUUCAACAGAACUAGUUGGCCUUAAUUUACUGAAGCUGAACAGACACAUGGGCUGCAGUGCUGCUCCUACUGUAGCUUCACACACGCACAUCAGAAGAGUGUCUCUAGAAAAUGCUUUAUGGUUUUGAAAAAAAAUGCUUCAGGCCUCCUGGUUAAAUAUACAUACAUUCAAAUAUAUGCUACUCAUGCUCAAUAGAUUUUGAAUAUCUCCAUUAUUUUCAUGCCAUAUUUGUGCUGGGAGAUGAUGCCUCUCCAUUUGGAGAUGUUCCACCUGCGAGUAGAUCCACACAGCACUGAUGGUGUGGUGUGAAGUUAUUACAGAGGAAAGAUAUAUGGAAAACACCUCUUGGCUCCGCAGUUAAUGAUUGGAUUACUCAGGCUGGAUGAAAAGCAUUGCAUGGGAAUCAUUUAUUAACGGGCCCUGAUAAUGGGAGCCAUAGGAACCACUGUUCUUUAAGAGCCUUUUCCUAGUUUUCCUCUUUUUCAUACACUCAGUUUUUCUCUUUUUACUUGUGGUCUUGUAUUUAACUUCUUCCUAACCCCUUGUUUUGAGUUUUUAGUAAUUAAUUUUAUU